Molecule: messenger RNA, 1585 nt
Organism: Punica granatum (pomegranate)
Lineage: Eukaryota; Viridiplantae; Streptophyta; Magnoliopsida; Myrtales; Lythraceae
Source: RefSeq, a predicted model, not a curated record
GUCCCGAGAAACGCAUACACAACCUCUUCUGUUCGACUUUCGGAAAUCGCAAGAGCCAUAUCUCCCUCCCACAAUUAUCCACAAAAAAAGUUCAUGAUAGAUAUAUAUAUAUAUAUAGUACUUCAUCUUCCGUAAACUCUAUCUAGCUGAUCUAAAUAGGACCUCCGAUCAAAGAUGGCGGAUACCAGCUCUCACUCUGUCCUCUCUUCACCUCGUGACAAUGCCCUCCAAACUCCAUACCUUCACUGCUCAUUGUCGUCUCCUCGUCUUGAAAAUCCUCAGAAAGUUCCAACCCAAUUCCUAUGGCCAGCAGAGGACGUAGAAUGUGCCCUAGAUGAGCUCAAUGAACCAUUGAUAGACCUUCAGGGCUUCUUUCUAGGGGACCAUGAGUCAAUCCUCUGUGCAGCCAAAGAGAUCAAGAAGGCUUGCUUGAGCCACGGGUUCUUCCAAGUCGUCAACCAUGGUAUUGACCCGAGGCUCAUCCAGGGUGCUUAUGAUAACAUCGGGGCCUUUUUCAGGUCUCCACUCGAAACGAAGCUUAGGGCUACCAAGAAGAGAGGCAGCUUAUCAGGUUAUUCGAGUGCGCACAGCGAGCGGUUCUCCUCGAAGUUGCCGUGGAAGGAAACUCUGUCCUUUGGUUUUGCUGCGAGCUCACCUGAUGAAGAGGUUAUCGAGUACUUUAAAUCGGCCCUAGGGCCGGACUUCGGGCAGACGGGGAAGGUGUACCAAAAGUACUGCGAAGCAAUGAAGGACUUGGCCUUGGGAAUUAUGGAGCUGUUAGCAAUCAGCUUGGGAGUCGAGAGACUCCAUUACCGGGAGUUCUUUGAAGACAGCUGCUCCAUAAUGCGGUGCAACUAUUACCCGCCAUGCAAAGAGCCAAGCCAUGUGCUCGGGACUGGCCCUCACCGCGACCCAAAUUCCCUCACCAUUCUUCACGAGGACCAGGUUGGAGGGCUCGAGGUCUUCACUAACGGUAAAUGGCACAAAGUUCGGCCUCACCCAGAUGCCCUAGUCAUCAACAUCGGCGACACUUUCAUGGCGCUAUCGAAUGGCAGAUACAGGAGCUGCUUGCACAGGGCAGUGGUGAACGAGUACAAGGAAAGGAUGUCGCUUGCGUUCUUCUUUUCUCCGGCUGUGGACAAGGUGGUGAGGCCCGUACAAGAUUUGUUGCAUGGAGACAGCGUGUUCCCAGCAAGGAAGUAUCCUGACUUCACGUGGUCGGUUUUCCUCCGUUUCAUCAGAGAGAGCUACAGGGCAGACGGCGACACCCUCCUCCAUUUCUCCCGAUGGCUUCUCUCGCAGUCGCCCGUGAUGCCAUCUCUUCAGGACCCCGAGAUGGGUAGAGACCCAAGUUAGGAUAGGACGGAAGACCAAGAGCAAACGACGACCUAGCUGGUUGAUUAAAAUGAUUUGUAAUUGGUAUAAUAUGGUAAUAUAUAAAAACAAUUAGUAGGCAUGCACAUUUUGAAUAAUCCGAAAUCCGAUUCCUAUUUGAAUUUUACUUUUUCAGUGUGUACUUUAUAGUAUCCGAAAUCCCAACUUGAAUGCUACUCAAGUAGGUUAACUCAGGAAUUUAAUCUAUGCU